AUGCCUCUCUCAAUCUCUGCUUCUGACGUCCUCGGCUGCCCCUCUACCUACCACCUCCUUAAAGUAAACUGUCUCGAACCUUUGGAUCCUCUUAGCAUAUUCCUCUCCAAGCAUAAUGACCUGGAAUACUCUCAUCAGACAAUGCUCUCCCCGCUAAGCCUGGCUGCUCUUGAAAACCAGAUCGACGUUGUUCAUUUUCUGAACCGCUUUCAAGAAGAGAAUGUACAGAAAGACCGAGAUCUUGCCUUAUUCUUAGCCAACCGCCAGGGGCAUAGAGAAAUGGCUAUUCUGCUGGAAAGCUUAAAAGCAAACCCGGCACGAGAGUCUUCUCCUAAUGGUUUACAUGGUGCCGCCUGGCGAGGGCUAAAUAAUCGGAUACGGCAUUAUAUCCUCAAGGAUGGAGCCAGUCCUGAGGUUACCGAUGGAUCAUCUGCAACGCCAGUCCUAUAUGCUAUACUUGGGCCACAAGACGAACAAGGCGCCUGGGAGACUAUUAAGGUGCUCCUCCAAUUAGAAGCCAGUCCUUUGGCUACAUUUGGCAGUCAGGAUUUGAGUUAUGCCGAUAUUGCAAGAAUGGAAGGGAAGAAGGAUUUGGCAGAAAAGCUUGAGGAAGCAUGUCCUUCACCAACUAUUCUGAAUUCGAGUCGCGAAUCAAGCUGCACGCCAAGGGGGGGCAAAGAAAUCCAGCCUCACAACAAGCGGCCACGAGAAGAUUCGGAAGUUGAUGGAGGAGCCAAGCGAGCAUGUAGAGUGGAAAGAUGUGCAAGCGAGGCGGACAUCAGUGUAUCUUAA
Molecule: messenger RNA, 792 nt
Organism: Fusarium oxysporum Fo47
Lineage: Eukaryota; Fungi; Ascomycota; Sordariomycetes; Hypocreales; Nectriaceae
Exons: 1
Coding region: 1-792 (263 amino acids)
Source: RefSeq, a predicted model, not a curated record